AAGUGUGUUUUCACAGAAAAGUUUGUGCGUUCGGCCUGAAAAACCCUGUUUCAGUCAUGUAGCCCAACCUUCUUCUGUCAAUAAUCUUAGGAGGAUGGCCUGGGCUAUUAGGAGCAGUGUAAAUGGCAGUCCAUUGGAUCAAUCUUCCCAAACAAUGGCAAGACAAGAUUAAUUAGAACCAUCCAAGAAAUUCAAAGUAAAGUAGGUUCAAGAAUUCAGGAGCUAAGGAAAAAUCUUCCAAUGAAGUUGCUGUUUUUCUUGGUAGGAUUUUAUUGUGCCACUGCAUUGGCUACUGUCAUUGGGCAGACUGGUGACUGGGACAUUCUAUCUGCUGCCUUGGCUGUGGUCAUUGUGGAGGGGAUAGGGGCCCUCAUGUAUAAGGAUUCUCUUCGUGUAGUCAGCAAGGUUAGGAAUCUGAUUACUAUGUUUAAUUAUUGGAAGGCUGGGCUUACUCUUGGGCUCUUCUUGGAUUCAUUCAAGUAUGAAAUGGAUAACUUUGUGGGAUUAAGUAACCUCUUCGAUUUUGAAAUAGAUAUCUUCCCAACAUUCUUUUAGCAUGCAACUCCUUUCUACAUCCUCUACUAUUUUAUUUCCCAUCCGAUGUCAUGAAGUGAUUAGCAUGAUUUGGCGUGGAUCCAAGCUCUUCAUGGUAAAUGAUGGCCUUGUCUACAGUGAAGUGGUGAAGCAAAGAUAAAAACUACUCCUGUGAUACACAGGUAUUUGGCACUGGAGGGUUAGUGUUUGUUUUUAUGAUGAAUUUCCCCUCCCUGUAAAGAUGGAACAAUUCUGCUCAGCAAGCAUCAGAAUUUCCAUUCCUGAAAUUCUGAUAGUAUAGGGGGGCACCAACAUCAUUUUGAGUCUGGUUGGAGAGAUGAUUCGUACUUCAACUUCUGAAUUAUUCGUGCUUCAACUUCUGAAGGUAAGUUCUAUUUGUUUAGUACCCUGUUGGAGUAGUGAAUUUAUUUAUUUAUUUGUUAUUAUUGUUAUUAUUUUUUAAGAAUCAAACUCAUAUUUGACUGUUUUAUUAUCAUAAAUGGUAUGUCCCAUAGGUGGAAGGUUAAUGGAGAGACAAAUUUCUUUUCUCUUUGUUGCUAAUUGUGAGCUUCAAAUCCUGUACAGGAAAUCAGAAACGGAUUUUCUUCUUUUUGGAUAUGCAAAUAGGAUCCUGCUGCUAAUGGCCAUAACUUUCAGUUAUCCAGGAUUCCGAGAAACAAUAAAAUGAUCUCAUUUUC
Rubroshorea leprosula is the source of this 1232-nucleotide messenger RNA. The record is from the annotation of a GenBank genome assembly. NCBI's taxonomy places the organism in Eukaryota, Viridiplantae, Streptophyta, Magnoliopsida, Malvales, Dipterocarpaceae.